AUGAAUCGAUUGUUCGGCGCAAAGAGCAGCGCACCUAAACCUACACUCAACAGCGCAAUCGCUAACGUGGACUCACGAAUCGAAUCAAUAGACGUCAAGCUUGCGAAACUCACAGCCGAACUCAGCACAUAUCAACAGCGUCUGAGCCGCAUGCGAGAUGGACCUGGCAAGUCGGCUGUCAAGCAGAAAGCGAUCAAAGUCCUACAACAGCGCAAGAUGUACGAAAGCCAGAAGGACCAGCUUACGCAGCAAAGCUGGAAUAUGGAGCAAGCAGGCAUGAUGCAGGACAACCUCAAGAACACCAUGGCUACGGUGGAUGCGAUGAAGACGACGCAGAAGGAGCUCAAGAAGCAGUAUGGUAAGGUGGACAUCAAUAAGAUCGAGCGAAUGCAGGAUGAGAUGGCGGAUUUGAUGGAGAUGGGCAACGAUAUCCAGGAGAGCAUUAGUCGGAGUUAUGAUGUACCGGAGGAUGUGGAUGAGGCGGAGUUGGAUGCCGAGUUGGAGGCGCUGGGCGAAGAGGUCGAUUUGGGAGCGGAGGGGAUGGGAGAGGGAGAGAUGCCGGGCUUCUUGACGGAGAGUGCGGGUCCGCCGCAGUUCAUUGACGAGGCGCCGGAGCAAAACAAGACGAAGGAGGCGGCUACGUAA
Messenger RNA from Baudoinia panamericana UAMH 10762, 645 nucleotides. RefSeq lists its product as uncharacterized. Gene Ontology annotation, biological process: vesicle budding from membrane; late endosome to vacuole transport via multivesicular body sorting pathway. Lineage: Eukaryota; Fungi; Ascomycota; Dothideomycetes; Mycosphaerellales; Teratosphaeriaceae. The transcript has 2 exons. Bases 1 to 645 code for a protein of 214 amino acids. Gene Ontology annotation, cellular component: multivesicular body. The record is from RefSeq and is a predicted model, not a curated record.